This is a messenger RNA of Thamnophis sirtalis, 3752 nucleotides long. It is a transcript of the gene OSBPL3, whose product is annotated as oxysterol binding protein like 3. The record is from RefSeq and is a predicted model, not a curated record. NCBI's taxonomy places the organism in Eukaryota, Metazoa, Chordata, Lepidosauria, Squamata, Natricidae. Gene Ontology annotation, molecular function: cholesterol binding. Gene Ontology annotation, cellular component: plasma membrane; cytosol; perinuclear endoplasmic reticulum.
UACUGCAUUGAGAAUCCAUAGAAAGAGACGGGAAGACCGAAGCAAGUAUUCAGAACUUUGAAAUGAGCCCGAAGCGAUCCGAGCAUGUCUGGGGCUGUUUCCUGCUUCUUAAUUAAAAAAAUAAGUGAUUUGAUUCAGAAGAAUUUUGUUCUACAAUCAUGACUGAAGAAAAGAAUCUGGGGGUGUCUCAGAGUGCCUUGUCACAUUCAAGAAGUACUAGCAGCUGUUCUUCUAAACAAGGAAGUCGGCAGGACAGCUGGGAAAUCAUAGAAGGACUUCGUGGAGUCAUGAGUUGCACCCAGGAACCUCAGAAGCAGGAAGGCUAUUUGCUGAAAAAAAGGAAAUGGCCUCUGAAAGGCUGGCAUAAGAGAUGGUUCUUUCUGGACAAAGGAAUUUUGAAAUAUGCUAAGAACCCAGCCGAUACAGAGAAAGGGAAGUUGCAUGGAUGUAUAGAUGUUGGCCUUUCGGUGAUGUCUGUGAAGAAAUCAACUAAAUGCAUAGAUUUGGAUACUGAGGAACACAUUUAUCAUUUGAAGGCAAAAUCUCAGGAAGUAUUUGAUGAAUGGGUAGCAAAACUGCGUCAUCAUAGAAUGUAUCGUCAAAAUGAAAUUUCCAUGUUUCCAUAUGAUAUCAACAAUCAUUUCUUCUCAGCCUCAACAUCUAUAGCAGAUUCAGUAACUGGUCUUUUGGAAUCAACAGCAAACAAAAAGAGAGGCAGCAUGACACAGCAAAAUUCAGUGCAGGCGGGAAGUUCUAUGUCAUUCCCUUGUUUAAAUGAAUCAAGAAUUCCAACUUGUUUGAAGUCAUCUGAAGAUAUGGAAAGAUGUUCAAAAGACCUCUCCCAUUGUCAGAACUAUCUCUUGGAGAUGACCCAGCUUUUACAAAGCAUGGAAGUUCUCCAUAGGACAUAUUCGGCACCUGCCAUAAAUAUUCAGCAAGGUCUCCUUUUUGAAAGUCCCAAAAAAGAAAAAAGAACACACCGAAGAUGGCGUUCUAGAGCUCUUGGUAAAGAUGCUAAAGGGAUGUUGCAGGUACCAGCUGUUCUUUCUGCUCCAUUAAGGCUGCAUGCUUCAAAUCCUAAUUUAUCUACAUUAGAUUAUGGGGAUGAAAAAAUGUAUUCAAAUGGUUCUGAGGUGACAUCAGAAUUUUCUAAAUUGCAAGAGGACUUGUGUCACAUAGCUCACAAAGUGUACUUUACCUUAAAGUCAGCUUUUAGUACGAUUUCAACAGAAAAAGAGAAGCUGAAGCAGAUGUUUGACCAUGAUUCAAUCGCAUCUCCAUCUGCUCAGAUAAUUGGACUGAAGAAUGCCUUAUCAUCUGCCAUAGCACAAAACACAGAUCUUAAAGAACGGUUAUGCAGAAUACAUGCCGAAUCUAUGCUCCUUGAUUCAGCUGCUAAUGCAAAUUCGAGCCCAGAUUUUGUAAAGGAAAGUUCUGAACAUCAAAAUAGGAGUUUGGUUCACCAAAUAUCCAAUGAAAGCAGACUAUCAAUAACAGAUUCACUCACUGAAUUUUUUGAUGCACAGGAAGUUCUACUGUCUGCCAGUUCUUCAGAAAAUGAGGUAUCUGAUGAUGAUUCAUAUGCCAGUGAUAUAAGUGAUAAUAUUUCCGAAGACAACCUAAGUAACGACAUAGAGAAUGAAAGGCAAACACUUGAUUGUGCCCCAGACGGUAUUGUGGAAUGCUAUACAAGGCGGAGGACACGUCUACCAGCCCCAUGCCCCAAUACAAGUAAUAUCAGCCUCUGGAACAUUCUACGGAAUAAUAUAGGAAAAGAUCUCUCCAAGGUGUCAAUGCCUGUUGGGCUGAAUGAACCUUUGAACACUUUGCAGAAGCUUUGUGAGGAACUGGAAUAUAGUGAAUUGCUAGAUAAGGCAGCAUUCACACCUAAUCCUUUUGAAAGGAUGGUUUAUGUGGCUGCUUUUGCAGUCUCUGCCUACGCAUCUAGCUACUACAGAGCUGGAAGUAAGCCAUUCAAUCCUGUGCUUGGAGAAACCUAUGAAUGUAUCCGUGAAGAUAAGGGUUUCCGAUUUUUUUCUGAACAGGUCAGUCAUCACCCAGCUAUAUCUGCAUGUCAUGCUGAAUCUGAUAACUUUAUAUUUUGGCAAGAUAUCAGAUGGAAAAAUAAAUUCUGGGGAAAAUCCAUUGAAAUAGUACCAAUUGGCACAACACAUGUAAUUUUGCCAGGUUUUAAGGACCAUUAUGAAUGGAAUAAAGUAACAUCUUGCAUUCAUAAUAUUUUAAAUGGACAACGAUGGAUAGAACACUAUGGAGAGAUUAUAAUCAAAAAUCUGAAUGAUGAUAGCUGUCACUGCAAGCUUACUUUUGUAAAGACUAAAUAUUGGAAUCGCAGUGUUCAUGAUAUUGAAGGCAAUGUUUUAGACAAAAAUGGAAAAGUAGUACAUCGACUUUUUGGAAAAUGGCAUGAAAAUAUUUAUUGCGGAACACCAUCUUCACCAAACUGUAUCUGGAGAGCAAAUCCAAUGCCUAAAGACUAUGAACAAUGGUAUGGUUUCACACAGUUUGCAUUAGAAAUAAAUGAAUUUGAGUCCAUCAGUAGACCACUGUUACCACCUACUGAUACCCGAUUUAGGCCAGAUCAAAGGUUCUUAGAAGAAGGAAAUAUUGAAGGGGCAGAAAUACAAAAACAAAGAAUUGAAGAGCUGCAGAGAGCACGGAGGAAAGUUCUAGAAGAAAGCAAUAUAGAACAUCAUCCUAGAUUUUUCAGGAAAUCUGCAGAUGACUCUUGGGUAAGCAAUGGAACUUACCUGGAACUUAGAAAAAACCCUGGAUUUUCCAUGCUGGAUAAUCCUGUGUUGUGGUGAAAAAGAAUCAAAUGAAGAGGAUCUUUAACAAUCCUUUUGUUUGUAAGGAAGAAAAUAAUGCAUAUAACUUUGAUCUUAUAGACUAUUACUUAAGACUUUGGCAUGCAUGUAUAUUUACUUCAUUCUGUUUCUCUUCUAUUUCAAAAUUAAUAUUUUUUCAAAGUUACAAAAAUAAUUUUCUUUAUAUAUAAAUCGAUGAUUACUGAAUGUUAUUUUUAAAUGGAGACAAGAGAGAUUAACACUAUUUUUCCAAAGGAUGAUGCAAGUAAGAUUUAAUGCCUUAUAAAGUUGUGUGACAAAUAUUAUGAGUCAGCAGCAUUUACCCGCACAAACACAAAUAGCUGACAUUGAUCCCUCAGCAGGGCAAUACCAAAGCUGCUGUUUAUUUAUUAUGUCUAUUGUUUGAAUUUAAACACUGGACUAUUUUUCAAUAGAUUUGGUACCUUAAUAUUGUAUCUAAUUUAAAAAAAAAUUCAAAGAAAUAAUGUAAGUGGUAGUAGUAUUGCUAAUUCUACUGCCUUAUAAAAAAGAUAAAGAACUUUGGGAAGUUCUCUUAUGACUUGAUGAAAUGAACUGAAAACCGUUGAAGAAUUGAAGAGUUUAGCAGAACUUUAACAGAAGAGAUUCCAAGAAAAUUGUGUACCAAAUUUUUAUCAUAGGAUGUAUAUGGAUAAUGCUGUAUAGAAAGCCACUGCAACUCCUUUGAAAGAGAUACUUUAAAAAGCAUACAAAGCAUGGUCAUGUCUUUUUUUCCUUCUCGGCUUGUGUGGCUGUUUUGGAAAGUUGCUUCAAGCUGCCUUCAUAUGUGCAUGGAUGCACAGAUAUUUUACUUGAUAUGGAGAGAGCCAUUCAAGUCUGGAAAAAGGCAUGGUUGCUUGAGUGAUUCAUCUGUUCUCUCUCUCUCUCUCUCUCUCUCUCCCUCCCUCC